AACAAAUAGUUCAUGAUAUUAUAUAUUAUGUAUAAAUAUAUAUUUUUUUCACUUUUACCAUCACAAACCAAUUUGUGAUAUCGAUGUACUGUGAUGCCAAUUAAUCAUGGUGGCUCUAGGCAUGAUGGCAUGCAUGACCUUCACGUUAUUUUGGGGUAAAAAUCCAUUUUCCGCUACAAUGACGCCCAGAGGUCGAUGUGAAGGUUGUUGUCCAAUAAACGAAAAAGAGGACAUCGCAUUUUUUUCAUAUUCGAGGAACAACCCUUUUCAUCCGAAACGCAUAUAUAUUGGUGACGAUGUUUCCCUACGCAGAGCCAAUAUGAUACAAAAUUUGACAACUGUGAUCUAUGUUCACGGGUUUACAGAGCAAGGAAAUUCUAAGGGUGCGGAGACCAUAAAAAAAGCAUAUUUACAUCGAGGAAAUGUGAAUAUUAUAAUAGUGGAUUGGAGUCCUAUGUGCGCAUUUCCGUGGUAUAGUCACGCAGUACUUAAUACGCGUAUAGCCGCUAAAUAUUUGGCUAAGUUCAUAGAAUAUUUAGUGUCAAGAAGAUUCUAUCUAUCCAAAAUACAUUUAAUUGGAUUUAGUCUAGGUGCUGAAAUAGCUGGGUUUACUGGCAAAAAUCUUAAAAUCGGAAAACUUCCAAGAAUCACAGGACUCGACCCGGCUUUUCCACUAUACAUGUGGACGGGAAAUAUGGGACAUCUGACGCCUUCGGACGCUGAGUUCGUGGAUGUGAUACACACUGAUGGCGGUGUGUUCGGAUUUCCAGUGGCAUUAGGUCACGCUGACUUUUUCCCGAACGGAGGUUUCCCAUUGCAGCCCGGGUGCAGCCUUCGGGAACUGGCGCAAGCUAACCUUAUAACCAGAAUAAUGGCUUGCAGUCAUGACAGAGCGUGGGAGUAUUUCGCUGAAUCUGUCAUCAAUCCCACUGGAUUUCCUUCUUUGCGAUGUUUAAACUACGAAUCAUUUACUAAUGGCUCGUGUUUCAGAGACUUCGCAUACUCCAAAGAACAAAAAGUCCAAUACAUGGGAUUAGCAGUCAACAAACAGAUUAGAGGUCAAUUCUAUUUGGCUACCAAACCAAAAGCACCGUUUGCAUAUAAUAAAAUAUAUAAACCUUAACACAGUAUUUAUAGAACUUUUUAUUUGUUUAAGGAUUAAACUUGUUUCCUACUUUGUAUAAAAAUAUGUUCUUUGGAUAAAUUUGAUUAAAUGAGGCACUGUAUUAAUAAAAUAGUACAUAGUGUAGUAAACAGUUAACUUGGCAAUCACAUGCUACAUAUAAAAUAUAGGAAACUUGUAGAAAGUUUUAAAAUAUCAUCCUACGUAAAUGUGUUGUUAUACGAGCAGUAGUAUGAAAUAAAUUUAAAACGUUGUCUAAACACCCAUCGUAUAUACACUAAGUUUUAAAAAACUAUUCACAUGUAUUCGAUUUCUUACACGUUUUAAUAAGUAAGGUAUAUAUGUGCACAUUUCGUAGUAGCUAUUUUGUAUUCGGAGAAAUAUUCAUCUUUAGGAUCUUUUGGUUUCUGAAUAUUCAUUUAGAAUUUACUGAUAACAAAAAUAAAAAUAUAACGAAUACUGUAAUAGGUAUACCACUCA
Melanaphis sacchari is the source of this 1603-nucleotide messenger RNA. RefSeq names its product pancreatic triacylglycerol lipase. Lineage: Eukaryota; Metazoa; Arthropoda; Insecta; Hemiptera; Aphididae. The record is from RefSeq and is a predicted model, not a curated record. The transcript is spliced from 7 exons. The coding region runs from base 107 to 1123 and encodes 338 amino acids. Gene Ontology annotation, biological process: lipid metabolic process. Gene Ontology annotation, molecular function: lipase activity.